CACACUCUCUCUCUCUACCGCAGUGCUGCACCAUCUUCUUCUCUCCAAUGAAGCUCUUCUCUGUAUCAUCUCCACAAAAUGCACGCGCUUAUUCUCUCUAUAAACAAUUACGAAUGCAGUGCUUCAGUAAUACUCCAGACCCGACCCGUUUCUCUAGAAACCGGUCGGUUUCGCCCUCUCUGUACAGUAGAAUCUCACCUUUGGGUGACCCGAACCAAUCCAUGGCGCCGGUGCUUGACCAGUGGGUCGGAGAAGGAAAUUCCGUUAAAAAAUCGGAGAUUCUCAGAAUCAUUAAAGAGUUGAUGGCUUAUAGAAGAUUCAAACACGCGCUUGAGGUGUCUCUGUGGAUGACAAACGAAGGACGAAUUCCAGUUGCUCCGGUCGACGUUGCCAUGAGAUUGAAAUUGAUAUUCAAACUCUUCGGUUUGGAAGGUGUGGAAGAUUACUUGAAGAAGGUUCCGGAACAUCUGAAAGCACCCAGCGUCUACCUCGCCCUUCUGAACUGCUACACCGUCGCCAAAUCCGUCGCUAAAUCGGAAGCCGUAAUGCAGAGAGCUCGAGAUUCGGGGUACGCCACUUUACCGAUAUGGUACAACCUCAUGAUGAAUCUCCAUUCCAAAUUAGGGCACGUGGAGAAGGUGGAACAUCUACUGAACGAAAUGGAAUCUAAAAACAUCCCCUGCGACCAAUUCACGCACUCUGUCUGCCUGAGUACGUGCGCCUCAGCUUCAGAUGCAGUGGGGAUGGAUAAAAUAGUAGCGAUUAUGGAGUCCGAUAAACAUGGCACUGUGCAUUGGAGGACGUAUGUUAUUGCAGCAGAGGGUUACUUGAAAAUGGGCUUAGUCGAUAAAGCUUUGCCCAUACUGGAUAAACUGGAGGGGCUGUUGAUAACAUCCAAAGAAAGCAGCGUUAUUUUGGCGCUCCUCUUCAGAUUAUAUGCUGAAGCUGGAAAAAGAGACGAAUUGAACCGAAUUUGGGAUGUGUGCAAGCAAAAGGGCAAGAUGGGUAAUAAGGUUUACAGUAGCUUGUUGCGCUCGUUGUUGAAGUUUGGUGAUGUUGAAGGAAUGGAGAAGAUUUACGAGGAGUGGGAAUCGAGGGGGUCGCACUUUGAUUUUCGGGUUCCCAAUUUCUUGAUCGAUGCUUACUGUAGAGAUGGUAAUUUGGAGGAAGCUGAAGCCUUUAUAGCGAGGGAAGUAUUGAAAGGUGGCAAUCCGACUGUAGCAACGUGGUGCCAUUUGGCAGGAGGGUAUCUCAAAAAGAAUCGAGUAACCGAUUCUGUGGAAGCAUUGAAGAAGGCAAUAUCAGUAAUCCCUUGUAAGUUUAUUUCUCAGAAGAAUUCAUUGACCACUUGUUUGGAAUAUUUGGAGAGUGGGAAUUGUAUGGAAAAGGCAGAGGAGUUGAUAAAUUCGGUUAGGGUGAGGGGUAUUUUGGGUGCUUCUUUUGAUCAUGAAUUAUAAAAGUAUUUCAGGCAAAAAUUUAUCAUUUUAAUUAUGUCAUUACUGUACAGUGUAUACAAAUUACAAACUAGGGAGAGGAGUUCUUGAUUUGAAAUAAAGAUCAAAAUACAACAAGGCACAACAAAAGAAAA
Molecule: messenger RNA, 1588 nt
Organism: Erythranthe guttata (spotted monkey flower)
Lineage: Eukaryota; Viridiplantae; Streptophyta; Magnoliopsida; Lamiales; Phrymaceae
Product: pentatricopeptide repeat-containing protein At2g20710, mitochondrial
Cellular component (GO): mitochondrion
Molecular function (GO): protein binding
Source: RefSeq, a predicted model, not a curated record